ACUUUCUUCCAAGCACGACUUUUGAACUUUGAUCUUUGUACCGGCUUGUUAGAUUAGAGCAGGUAAGUAAACAACUUCGAGUGUAAUAUUGAAAAUAGUAUUUAUCGACCACUUGGAAGUGAUACAACCAGCAUAAAGUAUGGCAGCAUUAGGUGUCUUCAUAAGAAAAAUGUCCACCAGCGCCUCCAGAAACGCCAUAAAAAACGUCACGGUCAUCGGCGGUGGCCUGAUGGGCUCUGGAAUUGCCCAGGUUGCUGCUCAAACCGGACACAACGUAACUCUGGUAGAAGUCAAUGCCGACAUCCUCAAAAAAGCCGAAAGCAGCAUAGCCAACAGCUUAUCUCGUGUCGCCAAGAAACUCUACAAGGACGAUGCAUCGGCAGCCAAAAAAUUCGUGGACGAAACACAGUCGCGUAUCAAGGGCUCUACGAACACCUCAGAAUCCGUCGCAGAUAGCGAUCUAGUCGUGGAGGCCAUCGUAGAGAAACUGGAGGUAAAACACAAGCUUUUCGAGAGCUUGGACAAAGUCGCGCCUCCUAAAACGAUCUUUGCGUCAAACACAAGCUCUUUGUCAAUCACAGAAAUAGCAUCCGUCACUAAUAGGAAGGACAGGUUCGGAGGGCUGCAUUUCUUCAACCCCGUGCCCGUAAUGAAACUGUUGGAAGUCGUAAGGACUCCUGACACGUCGGAACAAACGUACCAAGCAUUGAUGGCUUGGGGGAAAGCCGUCGGAAAGACCUGUAUCACUUGUAAAGACACGCCUGGGUUUGUGGUGAACAGGUUGCUGGUACCUUACAUGGCUGAAGCUAUAAGGAUGAUGGAAAGAGGUGACGCCUCUCCUCAAGACAUCGACACUGCCAUGAAAUUAGGAGCGGGUUAUCCCAUGGGGCCUAUCGAACUGGCCGAUUACGUAGGUCACGACACUUCUCUUAGUAUCUCCGAAGGUUGGCAUAAAAAGUUCCCCGACAACCCACUGUUUGAACCGUGCGCCUCAGUCAAGAAACUAGUGAGCGAAGGAAAGCUUGGUAGAAAAUCCGGGGAGGGUUUUUACAAAUACAACAAGUAAUUUUAAUAACAAUCAUUCUUAUAUUCCUUCGUAUACUACUUUACUAUAUUUUUAUUUCAAUUUCAGCACUGAUAUUUUUUGAUGGUUAUAUACAGGUUUUCGUAAACUUUAAGUAAUAAUAGAUAUUUUUACAGUUUGAAAUAUUGGCUAGUAAAUUUAUCAAGGAGCGUAAAGAAACCCGAUUGGGUGAAGUUUUACAAAGUUUGGAAGAGAAACAUUAAGAAAAAUAAGGGAAAUAUGUUGCAUUACUGAACUGUUUAUACACGUGUACUAUAAUAAAUACCUUUUUGUACUUUU
This is a messenger RNA of Anoplophora glabripennis (Asian longhorned beetle), 1363 nucleotides long. Its product is annotated as hydroxyacyl-coenzyme A dehydrogenase, mitochondrial. The record is from RefSeq and is a predicted model, not a curated record. The transcript has 3 exons. Gene Ontology annotation, molecular function: NAD+ binding; (3S)-3-hydroxyacyl-CoA dehydrogenase (NAD+) activity. Gene Ontology annotation, cellular component: mitochondrion. NCBI's taxonomy places the organism in Eukaryota, Metazoa, Arthropoda, Insecta, Coleoptera, Cerambycidae. The coding region runs from base 140 to 1066 and encodes 308 amino acids. Gene Ontology annotation, biological process: fatty acid beta-oxidation.